Molecule: messenger RNA, 351 nt
Organism: Drosophila persimilis
Lineage: Eukaryota; Metazoa; Arthropoda; Insecta; Diptera; Drosophilidae
Exons: 2
Coding region: 28-351 (107 amino acids)
Biological process (GO): maturation of 5.8S rRNA; regulation of gene expression
Cellular component (GO): exosome (RNase complex); nucleolus
Molecular function (GO): RNA binding; DNA binding
Source: RefSeq, a predicted model, not a curated record
GCUCUCUCAGCGCACAGAUCGCCACAUAUGAACUUAGACGAACAAAUCGAAUUGGACAGUUAUUUGGUAUACUUAACCACCACAUUAUAUUGGAUGUAUUUAAAGUUACAGGGCUCAGAUGUGUCUAAGCAUGGUAUAAUACAUGAUUUGGGUCGCGCAAAGGAAAUCCUGGCUAGAAGCAAGGAAUUAAAUACCUCACUCGAAGCUCCUCGCUUAGAUAUGCCAGCUACCAAGCGAUUUAUUGCUGCUGGAAUGCAUACACGUUUUGUGGACAUGGGGGGCGUUAUGGUCACUGAAGAACAAUACAAAAGGAGUCUUUUGGACGUUGGGAAUGGUAAAAUAAACAAAUAA